AUGUCCACCGACAUGAAAUCCAUCUCGCCGCGUCUACUCUCGCAACUCUUUGCAUCGCUGUCCCCGCGUCCAUGGCAUCUGCGCCGCACGCUGCGCAGCGACAACCCCGCCGACAUCAACGCCGAACUGACCGGCGUCGCGACGUUUCAUCCUUUACCUAGCAGCAGCAGCAACAACAGCAACAAAAAAGAAAGCGAAAUGUUGUAUAAAGAGGAAGGCGAAAUGCCGAGCAGCGUGCGCGGAAUGGCGGGGUUGCGCUGGAGCAAGAAAUACAUCUGGCGCCUGCACGAAAGCAACGAAUCAACAGAACAAGACGACGGGCAAGAAGAAGCAGGGGGGAUUAGUGUGUGGUUCGUCAAGAUCCAACCUGGCGAAGACCAGGCAGAUUAUUUAUUCCAUGAGUUUGACUUUGGAAGUAAAAACCCUGCUGCUGCGUCGUGCAGCAACGAGGAAACACUGAUCGAGCCCCCCGUGCCUCCCGCGGCAGAGCAUGCAGAUGAAACACAAGUUAUAAAAGCUCGCGGGAACCAUCUGUGCAUCAAGGACAUGUAUCGCACUGCAUACGCGUUCCGCAUUGUGGCGGAGACCGGCCAAGUGCUCAGCUGGGCGAGCAGACAUGUGGUCAAGGGACCCAAGAAGAACCAGGACAUAACCAACUUGUACUCUUGA
This is a messenger RNA of Talaromyces rugulosus, 669 nucleotides long. RefSeq lists its product as uncharacterized. Lineage: Eukaryota; Fungi; Ascomycota; Eurotiomycetes; Eurotiales; Trichocomaceae. The transcript has a single exon. The coding region runs from base 1 to 669 and encodes 222 amino acids. The record is from RefSeq and is a predicted model, not a curated record.